Messenger RNA from Bemisia tabaci, 1344 nucleotides. NCBI's taxonomy places the organism in Eukaryota, Metazoa, Arthropoda, Insecta, Hemiptera, Aleyrodidae. The record is from RefSeq and is a predicted model, not a curated record.
AUGGAGAUGACUACUAGAUUAGAAGCCCUGCUGUCUACUAAAGAACAACUGAUUUUCCAGCUACAAUGCUUCGAGUCUGUGGUAACAGAAACCAGCGUUUCAUCAUCAAGCCCCAAUUUCGAAGGAAUUGAAGCUCGAUGCAAUAACUUGAGUCACUUCAUGGAUCAAAUUGCACGAGUAGCGCACGACAUCAAGCGAAUCAAUCCAGACCUUUUUGAUCAGCAAGAAUUGAUGCAGAUCGAACAAAGAUACUAUUCCAACAUUGGCAAAGCAAAGACAAUGCUGAGAUCAAGACCCGAAAAUGCUGACACCGAUUUGCUCAGUAUGGCAGCGCAGCAGAAUGCAGUUACAACUGUGGAUUUGAUUAAAGCUUCAAAAUUUAAGGUCCCAGAUCUGCCCAAAUUCGAAGGCCGGUACAGUGAUUGGACAGCAUUUAAGCAGAUGUUUGACUCUCUCAUUCAUAACAACACCGCAAUACCUACAAUUUUGAAAUUCCAUCAUUUGAAAUGUGCAUUGGGCGCCAAACCUGCACUACUGAUUAAGAAUUUAGAUUUCACAGAGCCUAACUAUGAAAUUGCGCUGACAGCAUUGACAGAACGUUAUGAAGACAAGCAUUUAACCAUAAUAAGGCAAGUGGAAAUCCUUAUGAAUAUGAGCAUGACCACAGUCUGUAAAUGCAAGAAGUCAACAAAAUUGACUGCAAAGGAUUUGGAGUCCAUGUACAACUGUGUAAAUCAAACCAUACAAACUUUACGAGCUAUGGAAGUGGAUACUGAUAGUUGGGACCCCAUAAUAUGCCAUGCAGUCACUUCAAGAUUUGAUGAAAGUACAAUUACAGCAUGGGGCAACAAGAUGAAACCUAAAACUACUCCAACGAAAGAACAAAUAUUAGCAUUCUUGGACAAAAGAAGGAGAGUUCUAGAAUCACUGGAGAGCUCAAAGAAUAAGGAUUCUGAGUCGAGUGGUUUAGGGUUUGAAUCAAAAAACGAACGCAAAAAAGUUGAAGUAAAGAGGAAGGCUCCUCACCAAACAAUUCAUGGAUUUGUGCAGCAUCAAAAGAAAAUAUCGAACAUUAAAAAGUGCAUCUACUGCUCCGGGAGUCAUUACAUAAGUUCUUGCCUUAAUUUUCGGAAGUUGACCCUGCCUGAUAGGUACACGAUUAUCAAAUCAGAAAAUCUCUGUCAUUCAUGCAUGAGGCAAAAACAUUCCAACGGUGAGCAGUGCAAAGGCUAUCCUUGUAAAACUUGUGGAAAAAAUCAUCAUAUCGCGCUUCAUCAAGACAAAGAAAUGUCUGGACACGUUGGGAAGGAGUCAAGCUCGGGUGCUCGUACCUCCGACAUAUGA